Cyprinodon tularosa is the source of this 2143-nucleotide messenger RNA. It is a transcript of the gene fez2, whose product is annotated as fasciculation and elongation protein zeta 2. The record is from RefSeq and is a predicted model, not a curated record. Gene Ontology annotation, cellular component: axon; cytoplasm. The transcript is spliced from 9 exons. Bases 104 to 1288 code for a protein of 394 amino acids. NCBI's taxonomy places the organism in Eukaryota, Metazoa, Chordata, Actinopteri, Cyprinodontiformes, Cyprinodontidae.
CUAGUGGGCCCAGCCGGUGCUGCAGCCUGGCUCAGACACACAGAGAGGAUGAGGCCUGCAGUUCCUGCACCGAUAAACCCAUCAUUCACCCGGGCCGGUUAGCAUGGUCCGGGUUAUGGAUGCACCAACCGCACAUUUCGACGAUAACCGACCGAACCUGCAGGAUCUGAGGGCAGGUUCGGUGUCUCUGAGCGGCCGAGCGGCGCUCCGUCCCUCCGCAGAGGCAUCGGAGGCUCAGAUCCUCCUGGACCGCGAUGAUCCUGCGGGACAGACUGACGGUCCCCCGGAGGAAUCCCGUUGGUGCAGAUCCACGGAGGAACUGGUUCACGGUGUGGGUGAGAGGCUAUCGGGAUGCUUUGGAGACGUUGAACCCAAAGCGGAGAUGAUCGGUCCAGUGAGCGGCUUCACCGACGAGACGCUGCUGGAGAAAGACGAGAUCUGGAAAGCUCUGGCUUCCAACUACGGCCAGGUGAUGCCGGUGGACUGGAAACGGUGUCGGACGCGCUCCCUCUACAUCUCUACAUGCAACCUCGAGGAGAGACCUAGAGAGACAGAUGAUGCAGCGGAGCUGUCCGACGAAGAUGAGCUGAGGGAGCAGCUGGACAUGCACUCCAUCAUCGUUCCCUGUCUAGAUCAGGAACCUCUUGUCACAGCCGAUCAGGUCAUUGAGGAGAUCGAGGAAAUGAUGCAGGACUCACCUGAUGCAGAGGGUAAUCCCUCCCAGUCGGACCUGUCCAUGCUCUCUGUUGACAUCCAGCGAAGCAGCCCUGGCUUCAAGGACAGAUUGAGUUCCCUGAGUGUCGCGGAGCUGCUGGAGCGUCUGACGGAGACAGAGGUGAACAUCAGGAGGUUUUCUGAGGAGCUGGUGCAGCAGCUGGCUGUCAGAGAUGAGCUGGACUUCGAAAAGGAGGUGAAGAACAGUUUUAUCUCGGCCCUCAUUGACGUGCAGAACCGGCAGAAGGAACACAGAGAGUCGCUGAGGAAGAAGAAGAAGCUCAAAGGUGGAGCUGGUCCAGCUCAGGGUCUCCCAGAGAGAACACCAGGAUCACGCUUCAGCAUGGACGGCCUCUCCUCUGUUAUUCAAAACAGCUUUCGGCAAACAUUUGGCAGCGGCUGCAGCGAAAGACAGUAUUUGACCACAGUCAUUCCCUACGAGAAGAAGGGACUACCUCCAUCUGUAGAAGACCUCCAGAUCCUCACCAAGAUUUUGCAAGCUAUGAGAGACGACAGCGACAAGGUGCCUGGUCUCUUGACGGACUACAUUCUCAAUGUGUUUUGUCCGACAUAGAGGGAGUCUAAAGAUCUGCAGAGAGUAAAAGUUAAAAAGAAGAGGACUUGUGAAGCACACUUAAUUUAUUCCUGACUGUUAUUACCUCCAUGUGUUUUUCUUAAAUUUAUGUUAAGGUUGAAAACUUUUAUUUGCAAAUAUAUGGCAUUUCUGCAUUUUUCCACUUUUUUUUUUUAUUCCAUUGAAUAUUAAAUGAUUUAAUUAAGGGCAAAGUGGUAAAGCUAAGGGCUUAGUAAAAACGAACAUUCAUCUCCUGAGCCAAGAAUCAAAUGCAACUACAGUGGAGUAUUUUUUAAAAAAGAGCAAAACAUUUUGUAAGCACAAAAGAGCAAAAGGACAAGCUCUUUAUCCCGGCACAGGAAGUGGGAACUGAGAGAAGAGAGGCUGAAUAAUAAACAAACUGAUACAUAAGAUGUUAUAAACAAAAAAUAGAAAUGCAUUCUGUAUCACUGAAAGACAACAAUCUGCCCUUAUCUUAUCAGUACUCUACCUCCAGCACCAUUGAUAAACUCAACAUGCAGCAAUACAUGACCUGCUGUAAGCUGGAAUGACGAAUAAAAAAAAAAGAAAACCAUCUAUGCAUUCGAGUAGAAGCUGCAUCUGAGAUCAAAACGCUUCGUGUGGAGCAGACCUCGACUCCUACUGUGUUCCUACCAGCUGCCUUUGCCAGAACUUUUCUACAUCAUGGAGAACUUAUUUUCACUAACUGAUGAAUGUCAUUAUAAUAGACUAACUACAGAGGCAAUGUUGCUAUUUAUUUAUUUAUGUAAAUACUGUAUUUGGAUAAUAGAGAUCUUCAUGUGUUUGUUUAUUUUACUACUGAGUAUAAAUAAUAAAGUCGAUAAUAAAAACAAA